CUCGCAGGCAUUUGAAUUUCUCCAGCUAAUUCUUCCUUCAGCACGGUACAUGCGCAGUUGUUUCUCUACGAGUUCUGUUGUCAUCGGGAAAUGCCAAAGUCAGAACCGCGGGCGGGCAUCCGCGCAAGCACCCGGAAGACCUCGAGUCGCAGUACCGCCGCUUCCGAACCACGAUGUUUCCAAAGACCGGAGCCCGUAAUGCGUUCUCCCCAGCAGCCUCUGCGGUCCCGUCGACACCCAUCCACGCUGCCACAGGUAUCUGGUUCUGGUUCUCGAGACCCUCCUUCUGCCCCAUCGCUGGAGGAUCACGAGGCAUGUUUGGCUACAGUCGAAACCCUGGAGCGGGAAAUUGAAACGUUGGAGAGGGACAAGGAGACCCUGUCGGAGCGCCUUCGAGGCGUCCAGAGUGAGAAGCAGAAGCUGGUGAACGACCAGCAUCGGUGGAGACAACAGCUUUCCGAGCGGCAGGAAACUCAACAAUUGGUGCUUGAAAUGCAGCAUAGCGUUACGGAUUGGCACCAGCGACUUUGGAGCCCUGCUGGUUUACCGGAAAAUGCGGAUCCUGCCGCCUUGAGAAAUGCUCUACCGGCAACGACAGCGGCGUCGGAUAUGUGGCCUACACAGGAGGACGGAGGGGGUGCAUUUGACAACUAUCAUGACAUUGCACCCGGCUCCGGUGACUUUACGCAGCUUCUUCAAUUCUAGUUUCUCUACCGUAGUAAUUUAUAUUCUUUCUGGGGCGAAUGCGCACACAUAUACCGAUCAAUAAUGACGGUGCCAAUUGUGUCAAGUAGUGCACAUUGACGCCCACUGAAAGCGGCUUAGAAUCGUCUGAAAUAUGGGAUCGCCUUCUGGGUCUGCAGAAGGACUGGG
This is a messenger RNA of Aspergillus welwitschiae, 873 nucleotides long. Its product is annotated as cell division protein ZapB. The record is from RefSeq and is a predicted model, not a curated record. NCBI's taxonomy places the organism in Eukaryota, Fungi, Ascomycota, Eurotiomycetes, Eurotiales, Aspergillaceae. Bases 91 to 705 code for a protein of 204 amino acids. The transcript has 2 exons.